Messenger RNA from Pseudomyrmex gracilis, 1586 nucleotides. RefSeq lists its product as uncharacterized. Bases 178 to 1176 code for a protein of 332 amino acids. The record is from RefSeq and is a predicted model, not a curated record. The transcript is spliced from 2 exons. Lineage: Eukaryota; Metazoa; Arthropoda; Insecta; Hymenoptera; Formicidae.
AGCCUGGAGCCAGUGCGAGUCCAGUCUACGUCGCGCGUUCCUUUGGUCUACGUCGGGUUUUGCGUCGAUUUCGACGUUUCAUGACACAUCGUGCGAACUUGGAAAUUUGAACUGCAAUCAAAGUCCACUUGUGUGCGCGUCUGUCUGUCAAGUUCUUGGAAAAUCCCGUCGAGAAACAUGUGCAGAGAAUUUGGAUUAUUUCUUCUGAGCGGCUUUCUGCUGGUGUCCUCGGCCAGUCUCGUUACGGCCGUGACUCCGGAUGACGAUUCGCCCAGUUUCGAGACGGUUCACACGAGCAACGCGGCCAUUCUAAAUCGGCUCGGACUGACGCCUCUACAAAUACCGGACGGGCAUCACAAGAAGCGACUGGCCGGACCGGAACCGCCGGGGCUUAGCUCGCAAAUGCGCAUACAUCAGCCGUACAGCCGUCGUCACGGGCAUCGGGACAGUCACGUUUACAUGGUGAAGCUCCCGGCGAGUCCGCCGUAUUACACCAUCACGAGGCCGCACAAAUCGGUCGACGACAACGACAAGAUUACCAAGACCGGGCCGAAUUUUCCGGUUGGGUUUCAGGGAAACGGCAAACCCGCUAAGAUCUAUCACUGGAACUUGCCGGUGAUGAAAAAAAUGACGGAGAAGAAGCGUCUCCAUCUGAGUCAGUUGAGAAGCGAUCAGGCGAAGAAGAGAUUGGACGACGCGAAGAAGCGGCAGCAGUUGUCUUUCGCGAAGACCGCGUCGAACAAGAUCUAUUCUCUCGACACGGCCGGCAAGAAUUACGAGUACCGCGCGGUCGACACGAACAAAAUUUACUCCCAUCAGAAAUCAUCGAUGACGAAACACGUUAGAAACAACGACAAGAGACUGAGUUAUCCCGACGACGAGAAGUCUCGCUUCGAGUCGACGAAGAGGAAUGACGCGGUCAACAAGGCGUACAGAUUGGACGACUUGAGCGUGCACAGGAUCCAUCUGACCAAUGAACUUCACGGCUCGAGGAACACCGCGCCGAAGAUGAAGAAGCACCGGAAAAAAGCCGCCAUGUCGUAUUACGCGCCGAUCGCGACCAAGACGGGUUCCUCGACCAGCGUCCACAACUUCCCCGGAAACGGCAAGCCCAAGGCUUUCUACAUCAUGGAGAAGAGCCGCAAGCCGGUGUACUAUCAUCCUCUUCUACCUUAAUCUCCUACCCCCAUCGCCGUUCGCGUAUAAUUGUGCACAAUCGUGUGUAACGUCUUAAGCGGCGCGCGCGCGAGCCUGUUAAGUUUAAGUAGUAACGCGUACCUAACUCUCUGUUUUGUACAGAAUCGCGAGGGUCAUCUCGUACGCGGAUAUAAACAACGACGAAAAAACAAAAAGAACGAAAAAGAGAGAGAGAGAAACGGAGACUUUCACACACUUUUAUCGCACAUGGCCGUUUUUUUUUCUUUUUUUUUUUUUUUUUAAUUCUAGGCCAAGUGCGUCUCGCGAACUGUUCUGUUACAAAUGUAUGUCGUUAUCGGUCUUGCAUCUACAAGAUAUAUAUCGAUAAGUAAAUAUUACAAAUAUAUAUAUACAUAUAUAUAUAUAAAAAUAAUCAUUGCCGUUAUUAC